Corylus avellana is the source of this 1428-nucleotide messenger RNA. Lineage: Eukaryota; Viridiplantae; Streptophyta; Magnoliopsida; Fagales; Betulaceae. The record is from RefSeq and is a predicted model, not a curated record.
UGGUUGUGCCAAACAAUGGGGGUUUUGGGAUCUUGUCAGAUGCGGCCAUCCCCUGAAAAUUUAUCCCCUAGGGUCAGAAAGGAAGAAAAUGAUUUCUCUGGUUCGAGUUUCCUAUCUCUCCAAGAUAGCACUCAUCAGGAACCCAUAGACGUCUCUUCUUCGUCAUCCUCUUCUUCAGAGGAUGGGUCUCUUGAGACAGAGGAUGAAGAUGACCAAUCUAAUGAGAAUGCCUCAAAGCAGUUGGUGCUUUAUGACCCUUCAGCUAAUGGUACAGGUGCAAUUGAACCUGUUCCCGACCCUAUUCAGUCCCAGCCUCCAACAUUCCGAAGAUACUUGGCUCGAAAUUCAUCUUCUAGAGUUUUGCCAUCUGUUGGGGCUUUCACUGUCCAGUGUGCCAAAUGUUUUAAAUGGAGGCUCAUCCCAACCAAAGAAAAAUAUGAAGAAAUACGCGAACAUAUUCUGGAACAGCCUUUUUACUGUGAAACAGCUCGUGAGUGGCGGCCUGAUAUAUCGUGUGACGAUCCAGCGGACAUUUCUCAAGAUGGCAGCAGGCUCUGGGCAAUUGAUAAACCUAAUAUUGCGCAGCCUCCUCCUGGGUGGCAACGGCUUCUACGAAUCAGAGGUGAAGGAAGCACCAAGUUUGCGGACAUAUAUUAUGAAGCACCAUCAGGCAAGAGACUACGCUCAAUUGUGGAGAUCCAAAAGUACUUGCUUGAACAUCCAGAGUACAUGAGAGAUGGAGUAACUCUCUCCCAAUUCUCAUUUCAAAUUCCAAAGCCCUUGCAGAAAGAUUAUGUGAGAAAGCGUACUCCUCUUCUGACAACUUCACUUGACACUAGACCUCUCGAACCUGGUGAAGCAGCGAGUCCCCUGGCAUGGGCAGGUCCAGAUGACUCUUCAGACUUACAGCUUAAUAGGCCAGGGUUGCCUCCUUACCUUGAGUCCCCUGUUUUUGAUCCUGUUGAGCGACCUGCAAAGAAGCAAGCUACAGCUUCCACACAGGCGAUGUACAGUAGUAAGCCAAACCAUAAUAAGCACAGUGGUCAAGGUUGAUGGGCUUUGUCAAUCUUGAAGUUGUAAUUAUGAACAUGAGGGUUGGUCUGGCAAGUUCUUUGUUUUUUUUUUUUAGUGACAAUUCAUGUUGUAUCUUGUCAUAUUUUACCCCACAUGACUAGAUUCUGUUUCUAGAGAAAAAUGGGGAAUUUUGGGGAGAAAGAUGAAAUAGAACAGUUCAGGUUGGGUUUAAGGGAUGGUAUUGUAAGCUUGGUUUUCUGGGGCUUUUUGAAGAACCCAUAUAAGAGAAAAUCUAUGGUGUUUUACACAAAUGUACUGUAUCCAAGAUCAACUGAUUUCUCACUUAUGCAUAUGCAUGACGUCCCAAUUCAAGCGUAUGAGCAUUUGCAUGUCUGCUGGUGCAUGAAAAGAGAC